This is a messenger RNA of [Candida] anglica, 555 nucleotides long. NCBI's taxonomy places the organism in Eukaryota, Fungi, Ascomycota, Pichiomycetes, Serinales, Debaryomycetaceae. The record is from the annotation of a GenBank genome assembly.
AUGUCCACGCCACUCGCAACACAGACUAUCGAACAAUUAAAGCCAUUCCCACUUCAAGAACAUUUGCGAGUACUUCCUCAAUCAGUACUUGAGGAGUUCAGUCAACUGUAUGAUCUAGUGGAAGGAUAUGUCAAGUCUCUUUCCACGUACAAAGAUCACGAAGUAGAAGUGGUGAAAGAAUUAAAUGCACAAAUUGAAAAGUUGAAUGUGUGUUCCGAGUUACUCGAAAAUUAUAAUAGAGUUGGCGAUAAGAUCCAACAACAAGUAAGAGAGUUGAAUGGUAUAUUCGAAGAAUGGACAACUUUAGAAACUAUACAAUAUCAAUUACUAUCAGCUAAUUUCAACCAAGACGCCUUGAAACUGAAGUUUAAGCGCAUGCUCGCAGAAAGUGAGCUGGCACUGACAGAGAGUAUCAAGAAGUUCAAGACAUCAGAACAAUCCGAGACGGAUUUUACCGAGUUGGUGAGUCGGUUUAGAGCCGAAAGAAAAUUGUAUCACAUUAGAAAGGAGAAAUUUAACAGAUGGAAUGAAGAACGGGUUAGUGGGUUUGUGUGA